AAUUUACCAUCGCUCCCCUCAGAACCACCGCCGACACCUCCGUGCAUGCCGCGCAAAUCGACAAAAGACAAUAAAAAUGCAGAAAAGUUGCCUCUCCGCGUUGUGUCUUGCGCCACGGGUUGGUUUGUGCGUUUCGGUGCAAAGCGGUGUGAUCAUUUUUCUCCCCCCCGAGCCAGGAGCUGCGUGCAUGAGUGCAGGCGGGAGCAUGCAGGAAUGCCGGGGCUGGGAUGUGAGUGACCCGGCAAUCUGGAGGUGCAGUCAUCAAGAACAGUCUUGGGGAAGAGUUCUAUAAGGAGGCCAUUGAACACUGUCGCAGCUACAAUGCCCGUCUGUGUGCUGAGCGCUCCAUGCGUCUCCCCUUCCUGGACUCCCAGACAGGCGUGGCCCAGAGCAACUGUUACAUCUGGAUGGAGAAAAACCACCGUGGACCAGGUCAUGCACCAGGUCAGUUAUACACAUAUCCCGCUCGGUGCUGGCGUAAGAAGAGGCGGUUAAAUAUCUUGGAGGAUCCACGGCUUGUACCGAUUGAGUUCAAAAUUGACUACGAGGCCUCCCUAAAGAAGGAGGGAGGUAUUCCCGAUGGCCCUGUGUUGGAGUCGCUGCUCGCUGGGGAUACGCUGGACAAGAAGGUUGAAACAAAAGAGGAAGAGCCUAUGAGUGAGUGUCAGAAAUUACUUGUUGGAGAUUUCUCUCAUGAACUGGAGGUGGACGAGAUGGAAGAAGAUGUUCCGAAGCGCAAGAACCGUACCAAAGCACGGGCCUACGGGGUUGGUGGCAUGCGAAAGCGGCAAGAGCCACCUACUAUAGAAGACAGAGACAAGCCUUAUGUCUGUGACAUAUGUGGAAAGCGCUACAAGAACCGCCCAGGGCUGAGUUACCAUUACACUCACACACAUCUCGCGGACGAAGAGGGCGAGGAAGACUCGGAGAGGCACACACUCCCCUUCCAGCGCAAAAACAACCACAAGCCCAAGAAAGCGGCGGACGGCUCGGUCAUCGCCAAUGGGUACUGCGACUUUUGCCUUGGAGGCUCAAAGAAGACUGGCUGCCCUGAGGACCUUAUUUCCUGUGCGGACUGUGGACGCUCAGGCCACCCGUCCUGUCUGCAGUUCACAGUGAACAUGACAGCUGCAGUGAGGACUUAUCGCUGGCAGUGCAUCGAGUGCAAGUCCUGCAGCCUGUGCGGCACCUCUGAGAAUGACGUGCAUCUCCAAGACACUCCUGCUGCGCCGGACCGCUCAGCUUGGCGGAGACCGGUUUGCCAACCACAUUGGCAAACACGCUCCGCGAGCCUUGCGCUGAUAAGAAAAUCAGGAUCUGCCGGCAUUUGCGCCACGGCGCAGGAUCAGCUGUUGUUUUGUGAUGAUUGUGACAGAGGCUACCACAUGUACUGUCUGAGCCCACCUAUGUCCGAACCUCCAGAAGGAAGCUGGAGCUGUCAUCUGUGUUUGAGACAACUAAAGGAGAAGGCCUCAGCCUACAUCACCCUCAAUUAAUCUGUAGAGCUAGCUUUGCGUGCCUCUCAUCCUUUUGGCCCUCCAUCCUGUCCCAAACAUUCCCUCCGUCUGUCUGUCCCUCGGCUGCCCUUUUCACGGAGUGCCGAUGCGCCUCAGCGUUCGAACCCUGCGACCUUUGACUUAGUGCGGGACCCCAGCGACUUCCAUCUGAACAGCUUCUGAGGAGAGCUAUGCCGUAACUUUGACCGUCCAUUUGUCAUUCACACCCCUCGGCUGUGAAUGGACGACACAAAACACAAUCACACACGCAUGCACACACACAGCGCACCCUUUUGUCCUCUGGUGCAGAAGAAUUCAUCAGCUGGCAAUAGGUUUGCUCACAAGACAUGCACUCCAGUCUGCCAAGGGCACUUUGGAGCAAUACUACUCCACUGGAGCCCCCUUAAGGGCCCACAGAAGAGCCCUAAUGAUCUUUGGCUGCAACUCAUUCAAGUAGUGAGUGAGAAUUAACAAGACGGAAAGGUGCAAAGCAGAGGACGCAGCUCGGAAGACCCCGGAUAGCAACGGGGGCAGUGACUUUUCGCUCAUAACAAAACUUUGGAAAAUGAACGUUUGGAAGUCUGACGCAAUGAACUGGUGUCAGAUCUUGCUGCCCUGAGCAUUUUUCAGUAAUUGUACAGAAUUCAGUAGUCAUUCUAAAAUUAAACUCUUGAAGACCAUUCGCCGUCAAGUGUGGAGCGCAAACCACCCUGUAUGGCUUCCUCAUGAAUGAUUUGGGAAUGGAUUCUGGAAGCUCACAACUAUCCACUUCAUAUUCACAUGUUGAGGAAGAGAGCGGAUCUUCUCAAAUCAGCGGUCUCUGACGAAACACUAUUUGGGGGGGAGGGGGGGGGGGCGUGAAAAGACUUUUUCAGCUUAGGAACUCUCCAAAAACCUUCCACUUCAGCGAGACAAUGACUGUGAAGCCAAUACAUCACCUCGUGCUUGCAUAUUGUCAGUGUGUUGAGAAUGUAGGACCGUUGUGUAGAUAACAAGAGUUUGUCUGGCCUCUUUUUAAUUCAGCAUUUUUAUUAUGAUUACUUUUCAUUCGGAUGUAAUUAUUUGGGUUGUUUGGGGAAAUGUUUUUAAUUGAAAUCGAGAUGAAAGCACACUUAAAUCGCAAUAAUGUCUUUGUGAUAAGAGCUGUUUUGACCAAAUUGGGCGCGUUUUAAAUGGUGUGUGUGUGUGUGUGUGUGUGUGUGUGUGUGUGUGUGUGUGUAUCCGAGUAGUGCAGUAGCUGUAGCCGCAACGGAUGGGAGAUUCUACAUGUGAGGCAAUGGCAGUUGAGUAUCGGUGAGGACAUUUGAAUGUGAGGAAAAGCAAGAUGAAAAAAAGUUUUUGUUGAAUUUACUCCCAUUUUAUUUGGUCAAGUGUUUGCACGAAAUAAAAUCUUCUGGAACCGCAUUUUUCAACGAGAUACUGUAUAUAAUCAACUUCAAUGCUUUAUGUGAAUGAAAUCUGGAUAAAAUAAUAUCUUCUGGAAGCAACACUUGAUGAAAUAAAAUGGACUAAAUUCAACACACCAUUUUGCUGUUCAAGCAGUUUUCAGCAGUGAUGCAAGUAAGACGCACUCAAGUGGUACAUAUGUGCAAAACCAAAUUCAAAUGACUGAAUCUUGGAGUUUUCACUGUGACACACAUUUUUGACCAGGCAUUCCACGACACCAAUUCUGUGAUACGCCCUGAUUAUUCUUAGUUUUUUAAUUUACUCAAUUUUAAUGCGCCAAGUGAUUGCACAAAAUAAAAUCAUCUGGGACCAGAAACAUGUUUUAAGUUAAGACAAUACAACUAAGUACUUUAAAAAAUAUACCUGGAUCCAGAUUAUUUUAUUUUGUGCAACCACUUGACAAAAUAAAAUUCAGUUAAUUCAAGAUGUCUUUUUUU
This is a messenger RNA of Hippocampus zosterae (dwarf seahorse), 3379 nucleotides long. It is a transcript of the gene dpf1, whose product is annotated as double PHD fingers 1. The record is from RefSeq and is a predicted model, not a curated record. Bases 348 to 1496 code for a protein of 382 amino acids. The transcript is spliced from 13 exons. Gene Ontology annotation, biological process: nervous system development. Lineage: Eukaryota; Metazoa; Chordata; Actinopteri; Syngnathiformes; Syngnathidae. Gene Ontology annotation, cellular component: nBAF complex.